UCUCAACGUUAUGAAAGUUCAAAUGUUUAAAAAACAACAACAAUAGCAAGAAAAACUAAGAAGGUUUGCUUGUAAAGAGAUAACAAUGAGGCAACAAAAAUGCGCCCUGCUCCUGCUGGCCAUGAUGGUUUUAAUAGCCAUGAUUAACAUGAAAGAUCAUGUGGGUCUUUAUUAUAACUCACUGACACAGGAAACACUUGUCAGGAAGAAUCAUUCUUAUUACAAAUGGGUACCUGGGGAGUUAGCUGCUACGAAGAAGUUCAAGGCCGACCAGAAAGCCGUGCAGUCCAUACCCACAGUUACACCUGGGUGGGUCUACAACAAGACAGCUGCUGAUUUGUUUCGGAACCAGAUAAAACACGGCAAUCACAUUAAAAACGGAGAUUUUUCUGACAACACAAGAAACUGCACCAUUGGGCUUCAUAUUUAAGCGCUACCAGUCUGAAACAACGCUAAUGAACGUGUCUAGAGAAAUAUUACACCGAUUUCCUAAAGUUGGUUUUCAAGAUUUAUUGUCACUAAUUAUAAUCUAAAGA
Messenger RNA from Branchiostoma belcheri (Belcher's lancelet), 536 nucleotides. RefSeq lists its product as uncharacterized. The record is from RefSeq and is a predicted model, not a curated record. The coding region runs from base 86 to 430 and encodes 114 amino acids. NCBI's taxonomy places the organism in Eukaryota, Metazoa, Chordata, Leptocardii, Amphioxiformes, Branchiostomatidae. The transcript has 4 exons.